AGCACUCAGAUAUUCUGCCUUACCCCUGCAAGGGCAAAGGCCAUUCUGCUCUGAUCACUCCUGCCACCAGAUCAACCUGCCUUCAUUAAAGGAUAACCAGAUCAAACAAAGCCUCUGGCUUCUCAUUUGAAAGAGUGCAGCAAACCACACCAGGGUCGCACCAGUAUGCAGAGCAGACUGACCUUUCGGGUAACAGUCUUAGACACAGUGAAGGAAUGAAGCAAGUAAUUGUUCUGUAGACCUUCAACUCCUUUCUAAGCCAGCCUUUUUGGAGCAAGAAGCCAGGAACUCAGGUGCCCUGCUUCAAGCCUUUGUGUUGCAAAACAGAUUUGAAGGCUCUCUACGUCAGAAGAGACAUCUCUAAGAAUCCUGGCACAACUAAACAAGAGUUUCUUGAGCUUUUGUUGCUUGUCUCCGUGGUGCAGAUGGAGCCCUUCUCUGCGGGUGUGAUGGUGGCAGUGCACCUGGUCCUGCUGAGCCUGGCCAUCGGGAGCAGCCAGGGAUGCUACUGUGAGCAUUAUCCCUGGGUGCCGUGGUCUGCCUGCUCACAGACCUGCAAUUAUGGCACACAGAYCAGGCACAGGCUUCCAGUACUACAUUGGUUCCAUCCUCCACAUGGCUGUGACCAGCUGUGUGCAAAGCAAGAAUCUCGUGCAUGUAACCAGCAAACGUGUCCUAUCAACUGUCAGCUUGGAGACUUCGGCCCUUGGUCAGAAUGCGACCCGUGUGUCAAAAAACAAUUUCGUACCCGGCCCCUMCUGCGACCAUCCCAGUUCGGGGGUGAGGACUGCACCGAGCCGCUGGUGGAUUCCCGCCCGUGUUUCCCAACUAAGAUCUGCAACAUAGUGGAAGUUAACUGCAAGAAUAAAUUUCAGUGUGAAAGCGGUCGCUGUAUUUCAAAAUCAUUGGAAUGUAAUGGAGAAAAUGACUGUGGGGACAACUCUGACGAAAGAGACUGUGCAAGGAAAAAGUCUGUGUGCCACCGAAUGUAUGAGCCCAUUCCUGGUGUGCAGUUAAUGGCCAAUGGAUUUCACAUUCUGUCAGGAGAGAGCCGAGGGGAAGUCCUUGGCAACUCAUUCAAUGGAGGAAAAUGCACAACAGUGAAGGGCAAUGUGGCAAGGAAAUUUUAUCGUCUCCCUGCAAAUGUGGAGGCUGUCAGCUUUCAGGUAACAGAUGAYGAGGAUGAUGUAAAAUCGGAUUUCUACAAAGACUUAACUCCCCUGAGUAAUGUCGUUUCUGACAGUAGUUCAUCCGAUYACAGAGGUGAAAGACAUUCUGGUAUCCCAAUUCUUUUUUCAAAAAAUAAAAAGGUCCAAGUUACAUCAUCUUCCUCCUUCAAGAAAGCCAUCAAAGCCUCACGUGAAAAGAAUUCCAACUUUAUUAGAGUCCAUAAAGUAAUUUCUGUUUCAAACUUCACAAUGAAACAGUCAAAUCUGCAGCUCUCAGACGUCUUUCUAAAAGCACUUAACCACCUGCCCCUGGAGUACAACUAUGCUUUAUACAGCAGAAUAUUUGAAGACUUUGGCACUCAUUACUACACCUCUGGGAAGUUGGGUGGCUCCUAUGAUAUUCUUUACCAGUACAGCUCUGAGGAACUGCAGACCUCGGGUCUGACUGUUGAUGAAUCAAAAGAGUGUGUGAGAACAGAAACAUCCUGGCGUGUGUUAUUCUGGAAGAAAACGAAAGUCAGUACCAAAUGCACUGCAAACAAGAUGACCGAGAAACACGAAGGUUCCAUUUUGCAGUCAGCUGAACGAUCAGUCUCCCUGGUAAAAGGCGGCAGGUCAGAGUACGCAGCAGCUCUGGCCUGGGAGAAAAAGGGUGCUUUUCCAGGAAACAAAAUCUUCCAAGAAUGGCUGGAAUCAGCAAAGGACAAUCCUGUGGUGAUUGACUUUGCGGUGUCGCCCAUCGUGGAGCUGGUGCGGAACGUGCCCUGUGCGGUGACCAAGCGGCAGCACCUGCGCAGGGCUCUGCUGGAACACGCGGGGCGCUUCGACCCGUGCGGGUGCGCUCCGUGCCCCAACAACGCGCGGCCGAUGCUCUCGGGGACGCGGUGCCUGUGCGUGUGCCGCGCCGGCACCUACGGCCCCAACUGCGAGAUGCGGGCUCCCGGAUACACGGAAGUUGCUGUCGAUGGACGAUGGGGUUGCUGGUCUGCAUGGAGCCCGUGUGACGCUUCCUUCAAAAGAAGCAGGACCCGGGAAUGCAAUAAUCCCCCCCCAACGAGCGGUGGGAAGCAGUGUGAAGGGCAGGGGAAGGAGGAGGAGGACUGUUCCAUCCCUGUGUUCACAAACAAAGGUGCUCCUUGUAUAAAUGAUGAUGAAUCCAGGAAAGAAGACGAUGUGACUGAUAAACCUGAGUCUGGGUGUUCUAAGCCAGACCCACCAGAAUAUGGCUUUAUCAGGAAUGAGAAGAGCCAUUAUGCUGUGGGGGAGRAAGCUGAAAUCGCCUGUGUGAGUGGUCAUAGCCUUGUUGGCUAUCAGUACCUUCGGUGUCUGCCAGAUCAAACCUGGACACAGGAACAUAUUGAGUGCAAACCCUCAGUAUGCCUCAGGCCACCAAUACCUGACAGUGUCACAAUUUCCCCAUUUAAGCAACAGUACAACAUUGGUGAAACCAUAAAGCUGAGCUGCCAAGCUGGGUUUAUAGUCACUGGUCACACAAAGUAUACCUGUGGGGAAGACCUGUCCUGGAUWCCUCCUGUUUCGGGGUCUAUUAAAUGUGAAAAAGAUGUGCAAAAUGAAAUUAGAGGUAUUUGUAAUCCCGGACAAAAGCAGGUUGGAUCUCAGUGUGUUUGUAUGUCUCCAGAAGAAGAUUGUGGCCACUACUCAGAAGACAUCUGUGUUCUACAUGCUGUUUCUGAACAGAAUGUGACCAUGCCCAGCUGCCAGUACUUAGCUGAAAUGUGCCUCGGGGUGCAGCCAUUUCAUUUCUUGCAUGCUGGCCCUUGCCAUGGUAAUUCCAAACUAGACUGGGCUAUUGAGAGGGUGAAGCUCUCUACAAAAAGCUUGAACACAGUGCCCUGUGGCUAUGACACCUGCUAUGACUGGGAGUACUGUCCAGAGGCACAGACYCAGUGCACCUGCCUCCUGCCUUACGAGUGCCCCAAAGAUGAGAUCCCCUCUCACUGCAUCCGAAUGGAGGUGACAUCGAAGAAGAGGACAGUCAGCCUUUGCAUGCUGGCAGCCAUGAAGUGUGCUGGCUUCAAGCUGGAGGUGCUGGAGCUCGAGAGCUGCCAGGCACCACCCUCUGGCCCUCAAACACUGCACUGAAUGCAGGCUGAACCACCCAUAGGAAAACUUGGUUAUGAAAGGAUAACUAGAUCAAAACCAAAGGAUGAGGGGAAAAAAGCCCACAGAUCACUUAACAGCUUUUUGGGAGMAGGGUGGCAGUGAGUUUUUUUCCUGUCUGGAAAUGACUUGGGCUCGGGGGUAAAGGGGCUGCUUGUCUUUGCUGGCAGCUCUGGGGAUGUGCAGGGGAAGGGAGGGAAACAGAGGGGAAGGGAGWAAAAGAAACAUUGCCUUUGGUCUCCGCUAGAGCCAGAUGAGAUUUCUCCUUUUCUCAGCCAUUUGUUGUUUUGUCCUUGUGCUUGMAGCUGCUGUGCACUCUUGUCUCGCUGGCUGAGUCGUUCUGUACCACGCAGGCAGGCAGAGCGGGCACUUGAGUAUCCAAUGGGGAGGGGGUAGCAGGGGGUUAUCUGAACUCAUGGAGCAAAUGCAAUGAGCAACACGAAACACUGAGAACCACAAUUAUGCAAUGAUUGCCAGAAUUCUUCAAAAUUGUGUGAUAAUUGUAAUAGCUGAAAGGAGAAGCUGUUUGCUUUCUGUGUUUGUUGGCUGGGUUUGAGCUUUAAGCAUUGAUGGGGAUAUUUUAUGGACCCCUCAAGGGGAAUGAAGCACGYGUUUGUACUUAAAUAUAUAAAAGAAACAUUUAAUGAACAAUACACUGGACAGAGUCCUGCUGUAA
Malurus melanocephalus (red-backed fairy wren) is the source of this 3966-nucleotide messenger RNA. RefSeq names its product complement C6 (gene C6). NCBI's taxonomy places the organism in Eukaryota, Metazoa, Chordata, Aves, Passeriformes, Maluridae. The transcript is spliced from 19 exons. The record is from RefSeq and is a predicted model, not a curated record. Gene Ontology annotation, biological process: immune response. Gene Ontology annotation, molecular function: protein binding. Bases 426 to 3272 code for a protein of 948 amino acids. Gene Ontology annotation, cellular component: membrane attack complex.